AUGUCUGAAGACUGUCUGUAUCUGAAUAUCUGGGCACCUUCUGUCAGGCGGGGACUUCGCAAAGCAGCAGUUAUGAUGUUCAUUCAUGGAGGAAGCUAUGGCACAGGAGGUAGUUCGGUUGCUAGCUAUGAUGGCACGAAUUUGGUACAGAAUCACGACGAUCUGAUUGUUGUUACCUUCAAUUAUCGACUCAAUGUUUUUGGAUUUCCGAAUGCGCCGGGCAUCGACCCUUCCAAGCAAAACCUCGGGCUCCUGGACCAGGUAGAUGAAAGUUACCCAGACAAUCCUCUCGUCAGCGCACUUGGUCUUCACUCCGGCACCGCUCCAUUACUGGUUACGGCCCCUGAUCAUCAAAAUUGGAAUGAAUUGUCUACUGCCCUUGGAUGCGGCGUAGGAGCACAAUUGCCAACAUUGGCGGGGAUGAAUGAGUGUGAAGUUACAGCUUUUGUGCCGUUAAGUCAAACAUCAGUUGAUGAGACAGCGGUCUACGCGCUUGGUCAAAGGUUUUAUAACUGUCCCCUCCGGGAAUCUGUGAGGAUUCGAGUGAGUCACCAUGUGCCCACUUGGAGGUAUCUGUACCAUGGGAAUUUUACCAAUCUCAGCCCAACUCCUUGGCUUGGAGCAUACCACGGGGGUGAGACACCUCUUGCUUUUGGAAACUAUGAUAUAUCCAUGACGAUCCCUCCGUCCGCCAGGGAAGUUGAAGUCAGCCAAUACAUACAAGGAGCUUGGGUUGCAUUUGCCAAGGACCCUCGUACGGGACUGAGCAACUAUGGAUGGCCACAGUUCAGUUUUGAUGAGCCAACCAUGAUCAACCUCGCCCUGAAUAACACGGUCCAGGCGAUAUUUACUUCUUCCAGUUCGUGGGAUAGGUCUUGUGGAGUCCCCGCUCGAUCUGAGCUAUGA
Messenger RNA from Penicillium samsonianum, 906 nucleotides. RefSeq lists its product as uncharacterized. The record is from RefSeq and is a predicted model, not a curated record. The coding region runs from base 1 to 906 and encodes 301 amino acids. The transcript has 8 exons. Gene Ontology annotation, molecular function: carboxylic ester hydrolase activity. Lineage: Eukaryota; Fungi; Ascomycota; Eurotiomycetes; Eurotiales; Aspergillaceae.